Messenger RNA from Cryptomeria japonica (Japanese cedar), 3072 nucleotides. RefSeq names its product disease resistance protein RUN1-like. The coding region runs from base 1 to 3072 and encodes 1023 amino acids. Gene Ontology annotation, molecular function: protein binding; ADP binding. The record is from RefSeq and is a predicted model, not a curated record. The transcript is spliced from 4 exons. Gene Ontology annotation, biological process: defense response; signal transduction. Lineage: Eukaryota; Viridiplantae; Streptophyta; Pinopsida; Cupressales; Cupressaceae.
AUGGCAAGGUCUUCGUAUGAGGUUGGCAGGGCCUUCAAGGACAUUCUACUACAUUCAUCUGCCUCAUCCUCUGCCUCAUUCUCUGCCUCUGCACCAAAUGCGGUGCCCUGCGAUGUGUUUAUUAACCAUCGAGGGCCUGACGUCAAAUAUACACUGGGGAAAGAUAUCUACAACAUCCUUUUUCGCAUGGGAUUGCGAGUUUUUCUUGAUACCGAAAUCCUUCAACUGGGAGAUGUCAUACCCAUAGAAUUAGAAUUUGCAAUGCAGAGUGCCAAACUCCAUGUCGCCAUAUUCUCGGAAAGAUAUGCAGAAUCCCCCUGGUGUCUGAACGAAUUAACAUUUAUGCUCAAAACCGGCGCCCCCAUUAUUCCCGUCUUUUACGGCAUUGAUCCCGGUGAUCUCCGAUGGGUGGACUCAAAGAAAAGCAAAUAUUGCAAGGCAUUCGAUCAUUAUAAGACGAAGGAGAGAUAUAGCCCAGUAAAGCUUACGGAGUGGAAAGCUGCUCUCCACGACAUUUCAUUACAUUCAGGCUGCGUUCUUAAUCUUGGCGAUGGCAAGGAAAGGCUGUUGAAGGGUAUUGUGAAUUCUGUGCUAAAGCUCAUGAAAAAAGUGCCACUGCACAUAGGGAAGCAUCCAGUCGGACUAGAAGCAGCAGUGCAACACCUGGAAAGGACAACACUUGAUUCUCUUGGAAGGCAGCACCAGAAUGUGCAAAUCGUAGGGAUAGUGGGCGUUGGGGGGAGUGGUAAAACCACUCUGGCGAAAGAAUUAUACAACAAGAAAUGCUCCACAAUGGAUAAGUCAAGCUUUCUAUUCGAAGUGAGAGAGUCCAAAAACGUGCUUCAUAGCCUGCAGAAAAAGCUCUUGGCAGAUCUUCGUCUCGGAAACAUACCCUGUGAGCAUACGCUAGAAGGGAAAAAAAUUCUUGCAAGUCGUUUGAGAUCUCUUCGCGUGCUUAUGGUUUUGGAUGAUGUAGAUCAUGUAGAUCAACUCGAAGCUUUAUUGCCAACAAAGGAAAACCUGGGAUCGGGUAGUCUGAUCAUAGUUACUUCACGCCAACAGGCUGUCCUUACCUCCUGGGGCAUCUCUUCAAUUUAUCAAAUGAAAGAGAUGGAUCAACAUAAUGCCAGGCAACUUUUCUGCUGGCAUGCUUUCUUGCAACCAGAACCUUUCAAAGAAUUUGAAGAUCUAGUUGAAAACUUCUUAAAAGUUUGCAAUGGCUUACCCCUUCGUCUCAAAGUGCUUGGAGCACAGCUUUAUGGCAAGGGCACUGGUUACUGGGAAAGUGAGUUAAAGAAGAUCACCAAAUUGCCGGACAAUAUUCUACAUAGGCUAAAUGCAAACUACGACGCGUUGGAGGUAGAUGAGCAAAACAUGUUUUUGGAUAUUGCUUGUUUCUUAGUAGGAGAAAAGAUAAGCUUAGCCACUGCAGUAUGGGAUGGCUGUGGUUGGAAUGGUGAAUACUGUUUCGAGAAUCUUGUGAAUAAAUGUCUUGUGGAGCUCGAUGGGCAGAAUCGGAUCAGAAUGCACGAUCACUUUCGAGAAUUGGGAAGAGAGAUUGCAGUUCAACAUUCGCCCUAUCGUCUUUGGUUACCAGGGCAGAUCACGGACAUUCAAAGACACGCAGAGGAAAGUAUGCUAGUUCGAGGCAUAAUGGCCGCCACAACACAAUUUGCUGCAUGCUCAGCCCAUGAUGAGUUCCCUAAAUGUUCUUCUCAUUUCCAGCCCCCUUUUGAAAAGUGCAUGGAGCUUAUGGAAGGCUCAAGCAGAGGUUUCUCACUUCUUGUCGUCACAGGAAACGAUUUUACCCAGGAAUUCUCGCAACUAGCAAGUGAGCUUUUGUGGUUGCGCUGGUUUGAUUUCAAACAUGCAAAUCUUCCGUCGUGGCUUUCCCUGAAAACUUUAAGAGUUCUGGAGCUAUAUGGAGCUACAAGCCUCAAAGGAUUAUGGGAAGAGGAUGCACAUCCUCCUUUGCAGCUGAGAGAAUUGAUUGUUACUGCUACUCGGGGCAGUAGCGUGGAACGGCUUCCAAGAUCACUAUCACAGCUGAAGCAUUUGACAAAGAUAGCUCUCAUUGGUUAUCUAGAAGACGAAUUCGGCAUUACAACACUACCAGAAGAGUUUUGCGAUCUCCAAUCGCUGGAGCACCUGGAGCUUCGGUAUUGGAAGGCACUGUCAUCAAUACCCACCCGCUUCGGGCAGUUAACAAAUUUGCUGCAUGUAGAUCUGUGUUUUUGCCAGGAGUUGGGAGUGUUGCCGGAUUCUUUUAAACAGCUGAAACGCCUGCUCUACCUGGAUUUAUCGGGUUGUCGGAACCUCUCAGUUAAAUCAGACAUUCUGGAAGACAUGUUAAAGCUACAGAAGUUGUGCUUUUCAAAAUGCCGGAAAUUGUUUGAGCUGCCUCUGCAAAUCACAAAUCAGGUGUCUUUGAGGGAGCUGAAUGUGCAAGAUACCAAUUUAAGAAAUAUACCAAUUACCAUCGGUCACCUCAGCAACUUGGAAACGCUUAGGAUUGGCAGUUCGCAGCUGACAAGUUUGCCAGACUCUCUUGGCUGCCUGUCCUCUUUGACUAGCCUUUACAUCACCGAUUGCUGUAGCUUGGAUUGUUUACCAGACUCUUUAGGGCGCUUAAAUUAUUUACAGAAAUUAACCCUAGAUAAUCUGCCAGAACUAACGUCUUUACCAGAAGGACUUUGGCAAUUGAGUAAUCUUCAGACUUUGGAGAUUUCUGGUUGCCCAAUUAGCCGAUUCGAUUUUUGGUCAGGGUCUUCAUCUAUGAUUAGGCUCAAGCUUAUAAAUUUAAGCGACGCAACCUUGAUCGGGCUAUCGAUUUCUGAAAACUGCUGUCCCAGCCUUGAAAGUCUCGUACUCAGACAAAAUGACCAGUUAAUGGAGAUUGAAUCUCUACCCAAAACAGUCAAAGUGUUGGAGUUGAUAGAAUGUAGAAUGCUGAACAAUAUAAGGGGUAUCCGCGGUCUAUUAGGGCUCCAAAGUUUUGAAAUAAUUGGCUGUCCAGGAUUGGAUGAGCUACUGAACAUUGCAGAUUUAUCUUGUAUUGUUGGCAGGGAGUAG